Juglans regia (Persian walnut) is the source of this 1671-nucleotide messenger RNA. RefSeq names its product protein LURP-one-related 11-like. Lineage: Eukaryota; Viridiplantae; Streptophyta; Magnoliopsida; Fagales; Juglandaceae. Bases 610 to 1338 code for a protein of 242 amino acids. The transcript is spliced from 2 exons. The record is from RefSeq and is a predicted model, not a curated record.
AAAAUAAUGACGGAUUUCUCAUGCUACACAACAUUUUUGCUUGAAGAAAGCCUCAUCUAUUCAGUGCAUGAAUGUUGUUCAUAUUGUCUAGUGAUACAUGGCAGUUCUUGAUAAGGAUUCCACCGUUGUCAGGUAUCUAAUCAUACAAAGCAUGACAUGAAACUUACUGUGUUCAAAAUACAUAGGAAGUGGCUGUCUCUACAGUACUGGAUCAAGAACAUGAAACUUACUGUGUACGCAACGUUAACUCCAUAAUAAAACCACCAAGUGGGAGAUCAAUUGACUAAAAUAUCCAGAAUGUAACAGUGAAAGCUCCAUAUAUAGAGUCAUUAAAUGAUAAGGUUCAAGUACACUUGCAUAGCCACAUAUGAAAAGUGGGCGCUUUUUAAAAUAAUGACUUAUUGCUAUUUUUUCAGGAGUGUUUUUUAUUGCUAAAGAACAAGUCAAGAACUUAAACAACGAUUAUCUAGUUCUCCUAUGCCAAUCUUUCAAAUGAUCAUAUUAUUAUUCCAAUAUAUAAAAAGCAUUACUCGGUUGAAAAAAAUUAUGCUCUAUAUAUAUAUAUAUCUACUAAACUUCCUACAUAGCUUACUUCUAAAUGCUCAAUAGAUGUUGGUGAGUAAAUCCAACUUUAUGACUGUAAAGGUCCAUCCCCAAGUAGUAAUUCCCUCUGCCUCCUGCUACUUCACUUCCAAACAAGAAACUUAUACAAUAUGGAUGAAGUCUCUAGUGCUUGGUUGCAAAGGUUGCACUGUCUUUGAUGCGAAGGGUCAACUUGUGUAUCGUGUUGAUAACUACAAUUGCAACUUUAGAGAUGAAGUUAAUCUUAUGGAUUCCAAGGGCAAGGUCCUCUUCACAGUACCAAGAAAGAGAUUCAAAUUGUUCAGGUUUUGGGAGGGCUACAGAUCCACAGACAAAGAGAUUGAAAUGAAAAGACCUGGUUUCCAAGUUAGGAAAACCUUGAGGAUUCCAAGAGGGGACUCACCAUGCGAGGUUAUUGUGGGGUUAGAUGAGAAUCAGCCACGCCAUUAUAAGAUCCAUAGCUGGAGUAGUUGCAAGUCAGCGUGCAAGCUAGUAGAUCAAUUCGGGGGCCUCGUUGCAGAGGUGAAUUUAUUCUAUAACUUUUCUCAUUCAUUCAUUCUUGUAGAACUGAGAGCUCAUUGCUCAGGUGAUAGAACUAACAUAUCCUGUUUUCAUGGACAGUUGAAGAGAAAGAAAUCAGCAGGUGGAGUUGAUUUGGGCAACGAUGUUUUGACCCUGGUUGUGGAGCCCUACUUUGAUCACUCUCUUAUCAUGGGUGUUUUUGUUGUGUACUGUCUCAUUAACUGUAAAAUGUGAAAAGUAUGGAAUGACAUCGGAGUAUCCGAGACUCUGAGGUCAUCUAGUGGGAUAUCUGGCAAAUCUCAGACAACAAAAUAAGGGAACAUGUUUCUAGCUAGCCAUUAGUUAGGGUUCCUCUGAAUUUUGGUAAGGUAGGUUUAUGUAUUGGUUUAAUUUCCCUCUGCAUUGGAAUCUCGAUAAGGGCCAUAAGGCUAGGUUCUGUUCAAUCACCACUUUGAGCACCUUUCUAAUGUAUUAAACUGAAGACCACGUUUGCUCUUUUGAUUAUGUACUUAUGUAUCUCUCCUUAUCCUCCAUAUGUGCUGCAUCAUGGAAACAAUAGAAUGGUUA